Molecule: messenger RNA, 2112 nt
Organism: Anastrepha obliqua
Lineage: Eukaryota; Metazoa; Arthropoda; Insecta; Diptera; Tephritidae
Product: 3'-5' ssDNA/RNA exonuclease TatD
Exons: 5
Coding region: 335-1333 (332 amino acids)
Cellular component (GO): cytosol
Molecular function (GO): single-stranded DNA 3'-5' DNA exonuclease activity
Source: RefSeq, a predicted model, not a curated record
GUAUUUUACUAAUUUUCUUUACCGCCAGCUGCCAGCAGUCGUGGAAAAUUUCUAAAACAUUUUAAUUUUUUGUUUUAUACAAAACUAACGCUUUAAAGGUGCUUGACUUAGCGUUGUAAUUUUGAUCUUUAUAUCAAUAGCGUGGCAAUUACGGCUAGACUACCCGUCAACAACGUUCACUAUUUACAUUUGCAAGAUUUCUGUGUAUUGGUAUUGUUAUUUCGUCAUCCCUAUUUUCGUCAUAAAUAAUCGUGCAGGCCACACUCAACAUACAGAUAACGAAAACUAUUUCUUCAAAUUGCCGAAAUUAAGCAAAACACCAAGCAACUACGAUAUGGCUCAAUCUUUAGCUGGUGCAGCCUCUUCCGGCAACAGUAGCGCUGGCGCUGGUGUAACGAUCCCAGUAAGCACUAGCGGAGGCUUGGACGUCGGUGUGGAUAUAGAUUUAGUAGAUAUGAAGCAUUGCUUCGAAAAUCUCAUUGUGAUAGAUGCAGGCGCUAAUCUGACAAACAAAAAAUAUAGUCGCGACUUGGAAUCUGUAAUACAACGAGCAAAAGAUGCGGGUGUUCAGAAAAUUAUGGUUCCAGGUACUUCAGUAAAAUCUAGUAAAGAAGCGCUCCGUUUAUCACGCAUUUAUCCCGAUAUAAUUUAUUCGACUGCUGGCAUCCAUCCACACGACUCCAAAUCGAUCAUUGAGGAACCAAAUACUUGGUUCGAGUUCGAACAUAUUGCGGCUUCGCAGGAAUGCGUCGCUAUUGGCCCCUGUGGCUUAGAUUAUCAACGGGACUUCUCCGACCCUGAGGCACAAAAGGAGAUUUUUGAAAAGCAGUUGCAUUUAGCUUGUAAUUUAAACAAAUCACUGCUUAUACAUGAACGUUCCGCGCAACAGAAUGUUCUCGACAUACUGGACAAGUUUGAGAAUUUGCCGCCUGUGAUCAUACGUGGAUUCAUGGGAACGGCCGACGAAGCAGUCAAAUAUCUGAAUAGAAGAUUCUAUAUUAGUUUAACUGGUUAUUUAUGCAAGGACAAAUCGGAUAGUGGAGUACGCAAACUCUUAGAAAAUGGAACUCUUCCGAUCGAUAGACUGCUGGUCGAAACGGACUCGCCGUUUAUGUACCCAAAUACAAGAGCUUCUAAGCUGCCGCAACAUGUUAAGACUGGAAUUACAGAACGUUCGCUAUUAUACUUACAUAGGUACUGCACUUUUCAGCGUAACGAGCCUUGUAGUUUGCCCGCCAUAGUGGAAAUGAUAGCUGCUUUUAUGAAGAAAACACCAGAUGAAGUAGCUCUAGCCACCGCAUUCAAUGCAUUGAAGCUCUUUGGGCUAUCCUAAAAAUCAAUGGCUGUGAUUUUACUUUUGUAGACUGUCAUAGAAUUGCUUAGUGCGACCAAAUAACACUUAAAGCACAUGCUUUUCAAUCAUAAAAUAAGGAGUGAAUGCAUAGAGAGGAAUUCAAUAUGAAAGUGCCAAAUUUUUUUAUGUGGUAAUAUAGUGUCUUACGUGAAUUCCUAUAUACAUACACUAUGAACUACAAGACUUUCAAAGUGCCUUAAAUCAAGUGUGAAAAUCGACAAAUACUAUACAAACGAUUUAAAAACAAAUCCUUAAAGAGAAAAUAUUUUACGAAAUCGACACUUACUAUUUGUUAUAUACACAUAUAUAUAUACAUGAAUACUAACAACGACGUGUUUUUAAAGCGCAUGCCUAUCUGUAAUAUACUCAUAUUGAAUCAAUUGAAUGAUUCGAAUACAAAUAUUCGAAUCGCCUUAGUGUUAGUUGCAACUACAUACAAUCUAUCCUAGAUAUCCUAGAAUAAUUACUAAAACAAAGUACACAUUAUAAAGUGGCAUAAUGGACUAGACUAGAAACAGAAUAUGGAUGUUGAUCCAAAGAUAGAAGAAAUAGCUAGGUUAGGUUAGGCUGAAGCGGUUGUCCUGUGGGACGUACUCAGGCUCAUAGCCUAUUGUGAUGCCGCGUAUGGAACUUGUCCCCGUCUCUCCUAAAACCUCUGUGUGAAGAAAAAGCUAUGUAUGUACUUUAAAAAGUAAAUGGAAAUAUCUCAUUUCGUCCCAUGGAGUAUUUUCAUUAAAAAGAAAGAAAAAAAACAAAUU